Molecule: messenger RNA, 276 nt
Organism: Mesorhabditis spiculigera
Lineage: Eukaryota; Metazoa; Nematoda; Chromadorea; Rhabditida; Rhabditidae
Source: the annotation of a GenBank genome assembly
AUGGUCGGCAACACCGCAGGCGACGACAUCAACGUGGCGGGCGAGCUUUUCGAGAGCGCGCAGCUCAUCUACAUCUACAUGUUGGCCGUGGGCACCGUGUUCUCGCUGAUCGGUUUCGGCAUCGCCUACCACAACUAUUGUGCGGCCGCCUUUGGGGUGAUGCGCCCGCUCUACCGCAUCAACGAGAAGCUGACGAUCGGCGAGAAGGUGAUCGUCCUGAAGACGUUCCCCACCGACACGCUUCAGCGCCUCCAAGUCCCGAACAUCGAGCAGAAG